AUGGUUCACAAUAUAGGAUCUAAUAACUCAGGUAGACAAGUGUUGAACUUCACAUAUGAUGCUACAACAAGUGCUACUCAAGAAAUCGAUCAUGGUGUGGUGAAGGAGCAAGAUCGAUUGCUACCGAUUGCUAAUGUGGGUCGAAUCAUGAAGCAAAUUCUUCCCCCGAAUGCAAAGAUCUCGAAAGAAGCCAAAGAAACCAUGCAAGAAUGUGUAUCGGAGUUCAUUAGCUUCGUGACAGGAGAAGCUUCAGAUCAUUGUCGAAAAGAGAAGAGAAAGACGGUCAACGGAGACGAUGUUUGUUGGGCGAUGUUGAAUCUAGGGUUUGAUGAUUAUGCAGAACCAUUAAAGAGGUAUCUGCAUAAGAUUAGGGAGUUUGAUGGUGAAAGGGCUAACCAAAAUAAUAAAGUGGGUAGCAGCAGCAGUAAUGAAGAGAUCAAAGAUUAUCUUCCUAAUCCUCAUCAAGAAACUUCAUCGAAUUACAGAUCUGCAGGUAACCAAGCUCCUCGAAAAGCUACUGUUUCCACAUCCCCGAAUCUUUUUAAAUUCACUGUUAUUGACAAAAGAAAUAUAUUUUAAUUAGGGUUCAUGUUGUUGCUACUUUUAUGGGUGAGAGAUUUAGGGGUUUCUUGGAUGCCUCGAAGUAGAUUUGGAUACUUGUAUGAUAUAGACGAUAUGACGCAAAGUUACAGUCAUCCUCACCCCGAAUAAAAAUAAAAGUGUGUUCUUCGAGCUGCUAGGUUCUUUGCGUGUCAAUCUACGUCUAGGCUUAAGAAAAUGGCCCAAAAUUGUAACAGAAUUCGAUCUUAUAUAUGGUGUGCCUCUGGGGAUGAUGAGGUUUUCGU
Molecule: messenger RNA, 845 nt
Organism: Cynara cardunculus var. scolymus (artichoke)
Lineage: Eukaryota; Viridiplantae; Streptophyta; Magnoliopsida; Asterales; Asteraceae
Product: nuclear transcription factor Y subunit B-5-like
Exons: 1
Coding region: 1-579 (192 amino acids)
Biological process (GO): regulation of transcription by RNA polymerase II
Cellular component (GO): CCAAT-binding factor complex
Molecular function (GO): RNA polymerase II cis-regulatory region sequence-specific DNA binding; protein heterodimerization activity; DNA-binding transcription activator activity, RNA polymerase II-specific
Source: RefSeq, a predicted model, not a curated record